Marmota flaviventris (yellow-bellied marmot) is the source of this 1943-nucleotide messenger RNA. RefSeq names its product histone deacetylase 3 (gene Hdac3). Gene Ontology annotation, molecular function: histone deacetylase activity. The record is from RefSeq and is a predicted model, not a curated record. Lineage: Eukaryota; Metazoa; Chordata; Mammalia; Rodentia; Sciuridae. Gene Ontology annotation, biological process: epigenetic regulation of gene expression.
CGUGCUUGCGCAGUACGCACGAGCCGGGGGCGGGGCUGGCGUCCGGCGGGCGGCGGAGGCGCUGGGCCUGGUCCCGCCGGCGCUAUGGCCAAGACCGUGGCCUAUUUCUACGACCCUGAUGUGGGCAACUUCCACUACGGAGCUGGACACCCUAUGAAGCCGCAUCGCCUGGCAUUGACUCAUAGCCUGGUCCUGCACUAUGGUCUCUAUAAGAAGAUGAUCGUCUUCAAGCCAUACCAAGCCUCCCAGCAUGACAUGUGCCGCUUCCACUCUGAGGACUACAUUGAUUUUCUGCAGAGAGUCAGCCCCACCAACAUGCAGGGCUUCACCAAGAGCCUUAAUGCCUUCAACGUGGGCGAUGACUGCCCAGUGUUUCCCGGGCUCUUUGAGUUCUGCUCCCGUUACACAGGUGCAUCCCUCCAAGGAGCAACCCAGCUGAACAACAAGAUCUGCGAUAUUGCCAUUAACUGGGCUGGUGGUCUGCACCAUGCCAAGAAGUUUGAGGCCUCUGGCUUUUGCUAUGUCAACGACAUUGUAAUCGGCAUCCUGGAGCUGCUCAAGUACCACCCUCGUGUGCUCUAUAUUGAUAUUGACAUCCACCAUGGAGAUGGCGUUCAGGAAGCCUUCUACCUCACUGACAGGGUCAUGACGGUGUCUUUCCACAAAUACGGAAAUUACUUCUUCCCUGGUACAGGUGACAUGUAUGAAGUUGGAGCAGAGAGUGGCCGCUACUAUUGUCUCAAUGUGCCCUUGCGGGAUGGCAUUGAUGAUCAGAGUUACAAGCACCUUUUCCAGCCGGUCAUCAACCAGGUGGUGGACUUCUACCAACCCACCUGCAUUGUGCUCCAGUGUGGAGCUGACUCUCUGGGCUGUGAUCGAUUGGGCUGCUUCAACCUCAGUAUCCGAGGGCAUGGGGAAUGUGUUGAAUAUGUCAAGAGCUUUAAUAUCCCUCUACUGGUGUUGGGUGGUGGAGGCUAUACUGUCCGAAAUGUUGCCCGCUGCUGGACAUAUGAGACAUCGCUGCUGGUAGAAGAAGCCAUUAGUGAGGAGCUUCCCUAUAGUGAAUACUUCGAGUACUUUGCCCCUGACUUCACACUCCAUCCAGACGUCAGCACCCGCAUUGAGAAUCAGAACUCACGCCAGUAUCUGGACCAGAUCCGCCAGACAAUCUUUGAAAACCUGAAGAUGCUGAACCAUGCACCUAGUGUCCAGAUUCAUGAUGUGCCUGCUGAUCUCCUGACAUAUGACAGGACUGAUGAGGCUGACGCAGAGGAGAGGGGUCCUGAGGAGAACUACAGCAGGCCAGAGGCACCCAAUGAAUUCUAUGAUGGAGACCACGAUAAUGACAAGGAAAGCGACGUGGAAAUUUAAGAGCGUCUUGGAAUGCUAUGUCUCAAGGAAUUCUUUUUCAUGCCUUGUUGGUGGGAAGGGAAAAGGUGUGCUUCCCUAGUCUGGGAACCUGAGGCUAACUCUGAGGAAGGGUUUGGAGAUCACAUGUGGUUCUAGAACCAUCUAUCCCCUUUUCCUUUCUCUCCCACAGCCUGACAAUGGUACUUAUUAGGGAUGAGAUAGGGAAGUAUAGCUGGCUUUGGGACAUUCUAGGCAGUAGACCCUAGUAGCCAGUCCCCAACCCUUCUGGCCCCUUAUUCCUUCCCUGCUUCCCUCCAACCCAGAGACUCAGGGAUGAAGGGGUAGAGAGGACUGAGGUUGUCUCUAAUAUCCUUCUCCUUUGGGUUCUACUGCAGGCCUUACUUCCAGGACAAGCAAAGGGUGAGGGUUUUGGGUGGUGGGGGCUCUGGCUCCCUAACAUCUUAACUAUAGACAAUGGGAAGUAUGGUUUUGUGUAGGGGAGGAUAUGAACAUGUCCUGUCUAACUUUUGGUUUUAUGUCCAUUUUACCACUGUUUUUAAUCCAAUAAACCAAGUUGGUAUUUUUUGUACCUU